This is a messenger RNA of Fusarium oxysporum Fo47, 653 nucleotides long. RefSeq lists its product as uncharacterized. Lineage: Eukaryota; Fungi; Ascomycota; Sordariomycetes; Hypocreales; Nectriaceae. The record is from RefSeq and is a predicted model, not a curated record. The coding region runs from base 184 to 417 and encodes 77 amino acids. The transcript has a single exon.
CCAACACCGGCAAUCUCUCCGAUCUCAGCCUCAAUUAAAACUUUUCCAUUUCAUUCAGCCUAUAGCCUAGACUCAUCAAGCAUGGGUUGUCAUGAUAUCCCUCAUCCAUCAUAAAGACCCCCAACGUUUUCCGAAAAAGCCUCAUGGAGCCCCAAAGCGUGAUCCUAAGACUGAACUAGCAAUAUGGAACUGGUGAUAGUGACAUUGUACUUAUGCCCUGCUACGGGUCAAAAAAUUCACGUCUUUCUCAAUAGCUCACUUGGCCGAGUGGUUAAGGCGGCAGACUUAAGCUUUCAACUGCUGAGGAUUCUGCUACAUUUAAUGUGCGCAGGUUCGAACCCUGCAGUGAGCAUUGCUUUUUGCUUUUUGCGUUCUCUAGCACAUCCAUUGUCUUGUUUUGUUGACGAUUGUUGUUAGUUGGUGAUGGUGUUGUGGCAAAUGUCGUUGAAAAGGCUAUUAGAGUCAUACCACCGAAUAGCGUUGACUAACGCCAUUGGAGCUUGAAUGUGGGAUUGGUUCACUUCUUUGCUUUCGGGGUUCUAGUAUAGGAUACAAUAGUCUCUUCAGGUCAGUUGUGAAUUCAAGUCCGUGCUGAGGUCAGAAGACAAUGAGAAAGUGCAGUGAGAGCCAAAGCAUGCUGGCCUCGCAGAACA